CACACACACUUUUGCUAAAACAUAAAUUCUUAAUGUCUGUUAAACAACACAGAACAACAAAGAAUGUCUGUCAAAAUGACAUAAAUUUAUGAAACCCCACUUGUUAUUUUCACAUAAUUCUUGUUUAUUUGUAAUAAAGUUUCAAGCUUUACAUCAAUGGAAGCAAGAUGUAGAAUCUUGUUCUUUUGUCUUUUGUUUUCAAGAUUCUGUUGUAAUGAAGGUAAACUGUUUGAUGAAAUGUCUCUGAGAACGGAAGAUAAAGCUUCACUGCUACUUUUCAAGUCACAAAUAAAUGACCCGGCCCAGAAGCUGAUAUGGGUCGGGCCUGGUUGUGAUACCUGGGCUGGUGUUAGUUGUUCAAAGCUGAAUGGUAAAGUUGUUGGUCUUAACCUAAGUGGACUGAGCUUAUCAGGGAAGUUGCAUACAACUUUGUGUAAACUUUCUUUUCUUGAAACCCUAAAUUUGUCACAUAAUAAUUUUGAUGGUAAUAUUCCAUCUUGUUUUAGUAAUUUUUGGAAUAUGAAAAGUUUGGAUCUUAGUUAUAAUAUGUUUAGUGGUGUUGUGCCUAAUACACUUGUGAAGUUGAGUAAGUUAAGUAAGUUUGAUUUAAGUCAUAAUUUGUUUGAUGAUCAAAUGAUUCCUUAUUGGAUUGGGAAUUUUUCUAUGAGGUUAGAGAAGGUUGAACUAGGGUAUAAUUCGUUUCGAGGAGAGAUACCGGAUAGUUUGUUGUAUUUGAAAUCUUUGAAGUAUUUAAGUUUGUCUCAUAAUAAUUUGUCUGGUAAUCUCCCGGAUUUUGGGCAAUCUUUGGAGUAUCUUGAUUUAGGGUCGAAUUCAUUUUCGGGUAGCUUACCUUGCUUAUCGUCGUCGGUUGAGUCACUUAUGUUGUUAAAUUUAGCGGAAAAUUUACUCGAAGGGGGUGUUCCUACUUGUAUUUCUUCACUACGAGUGUUGACGCAUCUUAACUUGUCGUCUAAUCGUUUAAGCUAUGAAAUAUCUCCAAGGUUAGUGUUUUCUAGUAGACUUGUUGUGAUGGACUUGAGCUAUAAUCAGUUGUCGGGAUUUCUUCCUAAAAAGAUUCUCGAGUCUUCAGAAAAGUCGGGUCUUGUAGUUUUAGACCUUUCACAUAACCAGUUUUCGGGUGAUAUUCCGUUGGAUUUGACAGAGUUGAAAAGUUUACAAGCUUUGUUUCUUUCCCAUAAUCUUUUAACUGGUGAAAUACCAUCAAGAAUUGGGAAUUUAACAUAUCUUCAAGUGAUUAAUCUUUCUCAUAACUUGUUAACUGGUUCAAUUCCUCUGAACAUUGUUGGUUGUUUUCAACUACUCGCUUUGAUUCUCAACAACAACAAUCUAUCCGGUGAAAUUCAACCAGAGCUUGAUGCAUUGGAUAGUUUAAAGAUUCUUGACGUUAGCAACAACAAGAUUUCCGGUGAAAUACCCUUGACUUUAGCAGGGUGUAAAUCGCUGGAGGUUGUGGAUUUAAGCUAUAACAAUCUCUCAGGACCUUUAAAUGACGCGUUGACCAAAUGGUCAAACCUCAGAUAUCUCUCUCUCGCACACAACAAGUUCAGUGGAGCUCUAGCUAAUUGGAUCUUCAUGUUCGAAGCUAUCCAAACGAUCGACCUUUCUGGUAACAAGUUUUCCGGGUACAUCCCUGACGGUAUCUAUAAUGUUAGUUUACGUUUUAACAAUGGCGACCUCAACAAGGAAGCCCCUAAAGUGCCAUUGUUAGAUAGUAAACUAUCUGUGGUUAUGGGUGAUGAUUUGCAUCUGAAUUACAAUCUUUCAUCAAUGGUUACAAUUGAUUUAUCGGAUAAUAUGUUACACGGGCAAAUCCCAGAUGGGCUAUUUAGUUUACAUGGUUUGGAGUACCUAAAUUUGUCUUACAACUUUCUUGAAGGCCAAAUUCCCACGAAUUUACAAUCAAUGUGGAGCCUAAAGAUUCUUGAUUUAUCACACAAUUCAUUAUCAGGUCAAGUUCCAGGAAACUUAUCCGGUCUCGAGAAUUUAACCCAUUUGAAUCUUUCUUUUAACUAUUUUUCUGGGAUUAUUAACAAGACAAGAGGGUAUUGGAGAUUUUCUGGUGCAUUUGCAGGAAACCCAAAUUUAUGUGUGGAGUCUUCUGGUGAUGGUUGUCAGACAAAAACCCGGCAUGUGGAGCCAGAACGGGCUUAUGAAGAGAAAGAAAACGGGCCAAUUUCAGCAUGGGUGUUUUCUGUUAGUGCCUGUGUAAGUUUCUAUAUUGUUGGUGUUGUACUAUUUUGUACAUCUCGAACUAGGAAUUUUAUGCUUGGGGUGAAAGAUUAAUGAUAUGUUUAAAUGUAGAAACGGUAGCUUAGGAUUGUAUAUAUAUGAUGCUAAAAUUUUCCUAA
Molecule: messenger RNA, 2369 nt
Organism: Erigeron canadensis
Lineage: Eukaryota; Viridiplantae; Streptophyta; Magnoliopsida; Asterales; Asteraceae
Product: receptor-like protein CLAVATA2
Exons: 1
Coding region: 157-2304 (715 amino acids)
Molecular function (GO): protein binding
Source: RefSeq, a predicted model, not a curated record